Molecule: messenger RNA, 1105 nt
Organism: Impatiens glandulifera
Lineage: Eukaryota; Viridiplantae; Streptophyta; Magnoliopsida; Ericales; Balsaminaceae
Product: 2-phytyl-1,4-beta-naphthoquinone methyltransferase, chloroplastic
Exons: 7
Coding region: 91-876 (261 amino acids)
Biological process (GO): phylloquinone biosynthetic process
Molecular function (GO): 2-phytyl-1,4-naphthoquinone methyltransferase activity
Source: RefSeq, a predicted model, not a curated record
AACUUUAAUAAAACACAUAACUACGGUAGCCUUAAUAAGGGAAAAGGAAACGCCCGUCGCCGUCCGCCUCAUAGAGCAGAUUCCGAUCCGAUGGCUUCUCUUGCGGCACCUAUGCAUCAUUCCUUUCUUCCGGCCACCCAACGCCCGCCGACAUCACAUCAUAGACACUUCCAAGUAAGAUGUGCCACCGACCGCCAGGCCCUCUUCAACCGCAUUGCUCCCGUCUACGACAAUUUAAACGACUUAUUGAGCUUAGGGCAGCACCGAAUUUGGAAGCGCAUGGCUGUAUCAUGGAGCGGUGCGAAAAAAGGCGAUCUUGUGUUGGAUUUAUGCUGUGGGAGUGGAGAUUUGGCAUUUCUGUUAUCGGAGAAAGUAGGAACAACCGGCCAGGUGACUGGUUUUGAUUUCUCAAAGGAGCAAUUAUUAGUUGCAUCAUCCCGACAGCAAUUAAAGUCAAACACCUGCUUUAAGAACAUCAAGUGGAUAGAAGGUGAUGCACUUGACUUGCCAUUUCACGGCUGCUCAUUUGAUGCAAUUACGAUUGGUUAUGGUUUACGGAACUUGAUGGACAAACGUAGAGCUUUGGAGGAAAUUCAUAAAGUUCUUAAACCGGGUUCAAAAGUAUCUAUACUUGAUUUCAACAAGAGUACUAAUCCUAUUGUUGUGUCAAUUCAGGGAUGGAUGAUUGACAGUGUGGUUGUUCCACUGGCAUCUACCUAUGGCCUUGAAAUGGAGUAUAAAUAUUUGAAAGGCUCAAUAAAUGAGUUCUUAACAGGGACUGAGUUGGAGAAUCUUGCUUUAGGAACAGGGUUUACAAAUGCUAAGCAUUAUGAGAUCGGUGGCGGCCUAAUGGGAUGCUUAGUAGCUACACGAUAGACAAGUUAGUAUUUAUCUCCAUAUUCUUCUAUUUCUGUUAUAGCAUAAUGCCUGUUAUUAAGUGAUGUGAUGUCAGCUAAUUUCCGAGCUAAAAAUGUUGUUAUGGAACCACCUGCAAGGAUUCUCUAUGUAUUUGGAGGGUUGUUCUUAAUGUAAUUUUGUGACUGUUAAGUGAAAAAUCAUUUUCCAAACGCAAUUAUUUGUAAGAAGUGACAAGGGACAACAUAUA